AUGCCGCAGCGGAUCGUGUCGGAGCUGCAGGCGCUUGUCGCAGAGACGCGGCGCAAGUACCCCGAGGCACGCAGCGCCGCGGAUAGCCUGCUCCAGCGGCUGAACGGGGAGGAUGUGGACCGCGUACUGACGUCGCUGCAGCGCGAGCGGGGGACGAACCACGCGUUGGUGCAGCCGAUCGUGUUGGCGUGCAAGACGCGUGCGCCCAAGGUUGUGCUAAUUGCGCUUGCACUGCUGCAGCGCAGUGUGGUGCUGCACCUCUUGCCUGACGACUCGCUGCCGACGCUCAUCGACAUGCUGCACCAGCUCCUCGGCUCGGUCGGUCGCACGGAUGUUGAUGUCCAACUCAAGAUCCUGCAGGCGGUGUCUGCGCUGCUGACCGCCUAUCCCUGCAUCACGUCCAAGCAACUGUCGAGCACGCUCAUGCUGUGCUUUUCCUUGUACGAGAAUUCGCGCGUGACGGUCGUGAGCUCGACGGCGGCCGCGACGCUCCGGCAGAAUAUCAUGACCGUCUUUGACAAGGUCCACGACGAGGACCGCGUUUUUGACGAGAUCAAGGACGGCGGCGAGGACGCCGCGGCUGCCGCGCCGCUCCCGGUGCACACCGCGCAGACGCCCGAUGGGCCCGUGACACUGUUUCCCUACUCUGCCGAUGCCUACUUUGUGUUGAGCGAUCUGUGCGCGCUCGCGAACGGCGAAGCGGCCUCGUUCUUACCGCUAACAACACUCUCGAAGCCGUUUGUGCUGGAGCUGCUCGAGAGUGUCUUGACGAACCACGCACGCUUGUUUGCCGCAUCGAGCACGACGCGGCACCCCGAGCUGCUGUACAUUCUGCGCAGCGCGACGUGCCCUUUGCUGCUCAAGGCGCUCAGCGAGAUGUCGUCCUUCCCGGUAGUGGUGCGCGUCAUGCGCCUCAUCCUUUUGCUACUGCGCCAGUUUAGCGAGGAGCUCGUGCUGGAAAUUGAGAUCCUCCUUCGCAUGGUCCUCAAGACGACGCAGGGCGAGCGGGGCACCCCGGUCUGGCACCGUGUCCUGGCGCUCGAGGUGGUGCGCAGCUUGUGCGCGGACGGCUAUUUUAUGCGCCGCCUCUGGCACUGGUACGACGCAGGCGAGGCAGGGCCACAGAAUGCGCCACCGGCGCCGCUGUUUGCCGACGUCGUCGGCGCAUUGCUCGCCGCGAUGCGCGAGGUCAGCUCGCAGCUCGUCCUCGACACGGCACUCGCAGCAGCACGGCAGCAGGUCCCAGAAACGCCGACCACGCCGUCGCUCGACAAGAGCUACAGUCUGUACGACGCAGCCAGCGCUGCCGUGGCCAACGUGCGCAACGCCGCAGAGGGUCUGCUGAGCUCGCGCCCUGAGCCGUUUACGCCGACAAGCGCACCGCCGAUCCAACUCCUCGACCAGCUCGACAAGACGGAGGCGCCGCAGGCCGGCACGCCGCCCCUCCCGCAUGCGUACCUCGCAUUGCUCGUGCUCUGGUCGCAUGUCCUCCUCGCGCAGUCGCUCGCACUCUUUGUCCUGCGCCGCUACGCAGAAGUAUACGCAAACGCCACGACGGCGCCGCCUGCGAUGGAGGCAAAGGACGAGCUGGCAAGUGCCGUCGCCAUGCUCCAGGUCUAUGCACGCCCCGCGAACGACGCCUUGUCGUUCUUCCUUACCGUGCAAGGGCCGGACUACCUAUUCGAUCAGACGCUGCUUGCCGUCGUCCACCUCGCCGAGGCGACCGGCGCCUUGGGCCUCGAGAAGGAGCGCGACCGUGUCCUUGCGACGCUCACCGACUUUGCCCUGCCCGGCGCCGCGCUGGGCGGCAAGACGCUCGGCGCACGUAACCUCGCGUGCCAAAUCGCCUUGUCGCACACCGCCAUCGCCCUCGCAGGGAGCCUCGGGGGACGCUGGCGGUCGGUACUGCAGGCCGUCGCGCAGGCGCUCGCGCUCGCGCCUGGCAGUGGGCAGCAGAGCGUGCCGACGACCGGCGCUGCGCCUGCGCUGCCGACGCCCCCGGGCGCGUUCUCUGCCGAGGUGCUCGGCUACCCUUUGCACUACCUCGCCCCAGAGGGCCUUGAAGGGCCUGCGCUGCGUGCAACGCUCAGCCAGGUGCUUCAGCAUGCCAUGUGGCUCUCGGACGAGGACUUUGUGCAGUUUGUCGCGGUUCUCGCGUCACUCGGUGCCGAUCAUGCCCGCGACGCGCAGGACGGCACCGCGCUCGUGAUCCUUGCCGAACUCGAGCAAGUCGGCCUGUCGAAUACCCCCCGCAUCGCCGCGCAGCUGCCUGACGGCGCGUGGCGCGCGAGCGCCGAUGCGCUCUUUGCGAUCCUCGAAGAUACCCACCUCGCGGCCGCGCUGCGCACGCGCGCCGCGUCGGUCCUCGAUGGGAUCGCGUACAGCGUGCUGCGGGCCGUUCCGAGCUCAGCCCAUGGCCGGCAGCGCACGAUCCUCGCUGCCGUCGACCGCCAGGCGCGCGCCGACGGACGCACUGCGCCGGUCGACGUUGCGAUCCGCAAAGCAGCGAUUGAUCUCCUGCAGCGCAUGCUCGAGAAGAACGCGCACCGGCUGCAGGCCGGCUGGGACGUGGUCUUUGGCAUGUGUCGCGCAUCUGCCGAGUCGGCGAGCGCGAUCAAGGAAGGGGGCACGUCGCCUGUGCCGCUGAUCAAGGCCGCGUUUGCGUGUGUCCAGCUGAUCUGCUCCGACUACCUCGCGCCGCUGAGCAAUGCCGAGCUCGAGCUGUGCAUUGCGGCGCUGCCGAGCUUUUGCGUGCAGUCCGAUGAUACGAACCUCGCACUGGCGGCGAACGGCGUGCUGUGGGACAUCACCGCCGAUGUACACCGCCGCCAGACGCAGAGCUCGGACGAGAGCAUGUCGGCGCUGUGGCUCUUUGUCCUGCACCGCAUGCGCGACACGGCGGACGUGCCGCGUGCCGACGUGCGCAAUGGUGCGAUUGCCAACCUGUUCCAGGUGCUGGUGCAGUACAACAGUUCACUGUACGCCAAGGACUGGGAGCGUGUCUUUUUCGAGAUUCUCUUCCCUCUCUAUGACGCGAUGCACAAGGACCCCGAGUGGGACGAGAGCCAGACGUUGGUACUGCAAGGCACUGCGCGUAUCUUGCAGACGAUUCUCCCGGCCCUUUCGCAGGACGCCGCCUUCCCCAAGAUCUGGGCCAUGUUUGUCGAGCGUGUCGAGCAGACCUACGCGGGCGCCUCGUCCAAGGUCGCACAGACUGCGCUCGAUGCGCUUCUUGCCGUGCUGCGCACGCCUGUCACCACGCCCGCGCUGCGCAAGGCGUGGCGCGAUGCGUGGGAGGCGUGGGUACGCAUCGGUGCGGCACAGCGCAGCGACACCUCGCUAACGAACCUCGUAUCGAUCGUCGCGCUCCUCGAGCCGCUGUACGCGACGCUCGAAGCGAACCUCUCGCAGGACACGCUCCAGUCGCUCUUGCGCACGCUCGAGCGCUGCGUCACGCACGGUAUCGCUCACAGCGACGCAACGUCUACCAAGCAGCUCUAUGCGCUUGUCAGCGGCGUGCGUAAAGCGCUCGAGCGCCUGCCGAGCCGCGACAAUGUGCCUGCGCUCCGCCUCGAGAGCCUCGCGGCGUACGUGCGCUGCGCGCUCGAGGCCGCGGCACAGCCGUCGCUCCCGGGCCCCGUCGCACGCGUGCGCGUGCAGCUCGCCGAGGACCUGCUCAUGCACUGGCAGGCGACCUACCAGGCAGAGCCGGCCGACAUUGCGCUGUACGACGUGCCGGUCCUGACGAUGUUGCAUGUGCUGCGCGAUCCUCUGCAGCACGACGACCAACGCGCACCGAGCCUUGCGUCGCUCGCACGCGAGAUCCUCUAUUCCAUCGCACACCAAGGCACGUCUGUCGUCGCGCGGUAUUCUUCGAAGCAGGCGCCGCUGUACUACGAGCGCCUGUUUGCAUGCUUUGAGGAUGUGCUUCAGGCGAGCGUCCCGGCUGGCGCACGCCCGGCGCGCGAUGCGUACGAGGCGCAGGCCUUUUCGCUCUUGGUUGCGCUCGAGCGCGACGUGCUGCCGGCAGCAGGUGCGGACCCUGCGGCGCACACGGCACUCGGCCGCUUCCUGCCGCAGGCCGUGCGUGCGACGCAUUUGUACGAGCGCGGGGUGCGUAGCGCGCCGGAUCACGGCUCGCUGCUUCCCAUUACGGCAAGCAGUAAAGAGCGAUUCGUCUACUGGACCUAUGACCUGCUCUUUGCGCUGUGCCGUGCGGACGGCGCUGCGCCCGUCGGCCGCCGCCUGCUUUCCGUACUCGUGCUUCCUGCGCUCCUGUCGCACUGCAGCGAUGUGCUGCGCGCCUAUGUCGCAGAUGGCGCAGUGCGCGGCGGCAUUCCGAUGCCUCGCGUGCGCAUGGAAGAAGUCAACUAUGUGCUGCACCAGCUGAGCACGCUGGAACUCGCGCCAGGCACGCUCGAUAUCGCGCAACGCACGCGCGAUCCAGGCACGGCAUAUGCAGCACUGCAGACCUAUACGGCGCCGCCAAAACCCUGGUCGCUGCCCGACGCCGUGCGCCACGCGCAGAUCGCGCACCUCUACUUUCUCCACACGGAACUCGACGCGGCGGCGGCGAUGCACGUGUCGCCCAGUGCCUUGCCUCAGCAGGCCACGAUCGGAUCGAGCCUGGCGCCGCUGAGCCCCACGCUCUUUCCGCACGGGACCAAGGAGCUGGUGGCACGGGCGACACGCACGCCGCCCGGGCGCACGACGCCCAUGGCACUCGCGCAAAAGACGCAGCAGCAGCGCAGUGCGUGGCUCGCGCAGUUGCGCUGGAGCAAGUGGCUCCGUACGGUGCCUGGACCGCUGUGUCCGUCGUUCUGGUACGGCAACCUGUGCGACCUGCUGCGCCGCGACAUUGUCCCCGUGUUUUUGGAAUGGAGCGCAGAGUAUGGUGGUGUGGUGCGUAUCUGGGGCACGUUUGGUGAGCCGCGGCUGCUUGUCACGGACCCUGUUGCGGUCGACCACGUCCUGCGCCGCAAGGCCUACUCCUACCCCAAGGUGCGCGUUGUGCAGCGUCUUCUCGCCGGCCUCAUGGGCGACGGCAUGCUUGUCGCUGAGGGCGAUGCACAUAAGCGUCAAAAGCGUGCGAUCCAGCCUGGUUUCUCGGGCCGCUCGAUCCGCAAGCUCGCGCCGAUCUUUGACCGGCACGCGCACGCGCUCAGCGACCACCUGCUGCAUGUGUCGGGCGAUGUGGGCGUCCUUUCCGACAUAUACAAGCUGAUGGGGUGCACGGCACUCGACGCACUUGGAUCGGCAGCCUUUCACAUCGAGUUUGGCACGCUCGAGAGUGUGCGCAAUGACAAGCAAGGGCGUGCACACGCCACGCACCCCCUCACGGCCGCGUUUGAGCACGCGCUAGACAUUGCGACACGCACGUCGCUCGCCAAAAACUUGUUCGACGCGUUGACGAUGAUCUUUCCUGCGCUAGAGAUUUUUCCGAUCGGCUUCACGUCCUUCCAGUUCCGGAGCGCCUCGCGCGUGCUCUUUCGCGUUGCGGAGCAGAUUGUUCGCGAAGCCAAAGCAUCGAUCCUCGGACCGGACACGGGCCUGUACCGUGCGACGAAUGAAGAAGAGCGCCCCGACCUCUUGGCGACUCUGUUGCGUGCCAAUACCAAUUCCCAGCGCCCUAAAACCGAGAAAACGAGCAUAUUAGACCGCGCAGUGCUCACAGAUGACGAGCUUGUCGCGCAGCUCUCGACCUUUAUUUUUGCCGGCCACGAAACCACUGCAACGCAAAUGACAUGGCUCCUGCUCAUGCUUUCCAGGCACCCUUACGUACAGGAAAAGCUGCGCUCUGAGAUCCGCGCGACGCGCACGCGUCUCGGCCUCGCUGUACACGGCCAGAGCGGCGCGCGCGACGAGCAUCGCGACCUCUCGAUGGACGAGCUGGAGGCGCUGCCGUACCUUGACUGGUGCAUCCGCGAGUCGCUGCGGCUCCACGGUGCGAUCCACACCACUUCUCGCAUGGCCGCUGAACGUGACGUGAUCCCUGCGCAGGAUGGGCGCUGCACGCUUGUGGAAAAAGAUACCAUUAUCAUGAUCCCCCUCGCCGCCAUCUCGCAGGACCCUACGCUCUGGGGCGAAGAUGCACACACUUUCCGCCCCGAGCGCUGGGCCGAGCCGAUGCCUGGUGCGCAGACAUACUCGUCCUACGGCGGCCUCUCGUUUCUGCAGGGGCCGCGUGCAUGCAUUGGACGACAAUUCGCAAUCGCCGAAAUGAAAUCAUUUAUUAGCAUCCUCAUCAACACCCUUCACUUUGAGUCAGACAGCCGCCCGAUCGUGGCCAAGCGCUGGAUCGUCUCGCGUCCGUACGACGUGCGCACGCGCACCGAUGCGUGCCCGCUGCUCGUGCGUCGAGCGCCAUAG
Molecule: messenger RNA, 6369 nt
Organism: Malassezia japonica
Lineage: Eukaryota; Fungi; Basidiomycota; Malasseziomycetes; Malasseziales; Malasseziaceae
Gene: MON2
Product: Endocytosis and vacuole integrity protein
Exons: 3
Coding region: 1-6369 (2122 amino acids)
Molecular function (GO): monooxygenase activity; oxidoreductase activity, acting on paired donors, with incorporation or reduction of molecular oxygen; heme binding
Source: RefSeq, a predicted model, not a curated record